UUCCCCCUCUGUCUCCCUCCUCCACUUCACAUGAUAAGUUAAGUUCCGUUUUGGACUCUAUUUACGUAAAAUUCUGGUCAAGCUUCUUCUUCUUCUUCUUCACUCCUUUAUUUUCUCUUUUCUUUUUUAUUUGAAAAAAAAUUCCGGCGAGAAUGGCUUUGGCGGUGGCGGAGAUUCUCUCCAACCUCAACAUCAACGGGGGAGAUUGGCCUCCUAAUCUUGUCAAGAAUCUCGACCUCAUUUCUCCGGAUCAGAUUGAAUUGGCUAAGAUGUUGUUGGAGAUGGGACAGAGCCAUUUGUUUCAGCAAUGGGCAGAGCCUGGCGUCGAGGACGACCAAAAGAAAGCUUUUUUUGCUCAGGUGGCGAAGCUAAAUUCAAGCUAUCCAGGGGGUUUGGCAUCGUAUAUUAAAACCGCUAGGGAGCUCUUAGCGGACUCAAAAGCAGGGAAGAAUCCGUAUGAUGGCUUCAUACCUUCGGUUCCAACUGGAGAAAUUCCUUCUUUUGGUGAUGAAAAUUUCAUCAAAUUUGAGGAGGCAGGCAUCAAAGAAGCUUCAAAGGCAGCAUUUGUUCUUGUUGCAGGUGGACUUGGGGAACGGCUUGGAUACAAUGGAAUUAAGGUUGCACUUCCAGCAGAGACCACAACUGGAACAUGUUUCUUACAACUCUACAUUGAGUCUAUUCUGGCUCUUCAGGAAGCUAGCAGUAGGCUCACAAAAGGCGCAUGUCAAAAGGAGAUUCCUUUUGUAAUAAUGACAUCAGAUGACACCCAUGCUCGUAUAUUGGAGCUUUUAGAAUCAAAUUCUUAUUUCGGGAUGAAACCUACUCAAGUUAAACUUCUUAAGCAGGAAAAAGUUGCAUGCUUAGAUGAUAAUGAUGCUAGGCUUGCUUUGGACCCUCAUAACAAGUACAAAAUUCAGACAAAACCUCAUGGCCAUGGUGAUGUGCACUCGCUUCUUUAUUCUAGCGGCCUUCUGAACAUAUGGCGUAAUGCUGGUUUGAGAUGGGUUCUCUUUUUCCAAGACACAAAUGGACUCCUCUUCAAGGCAAUUCCAGCAUCACUGGGAGUCAGUGCUACUAAACAAUACCAUGUCAACUCUCUUGCUGUUCAACGCAAAGCAAAAGAAGCUAUUGGAGGAAUUACCAGACUCACUCACAGUGAUGGGAGAUCGAUGGUGAUCAAUGUCGAAUACAAUCAACUUGAUCCUCUGCUUAGAGCCACUGGACAUCCUGAUGGAGAUGUUAAUUGUGAGACAGGCUAUUCUCCUUUCCCAGGAAAUAUAAACCAACUGAUUUUGGAGCUUGGUCCAUACAUUGAGGAGCUGUCAAAAACAGGGGGUGCUAUUAAGGAAUUUGUUAAUCCCAAGUAUAAGGAUGCUAGCAAAACAUCAUUUAAAUCCUCAACUCGACUAGAGUGCAUGAUGCAAGACUAUCCUAAAACAUUGCCUCCCACAGCAAGAGUUGGAUUUACGGUGUUGGAUACAUGGCUUGCUUAUGCACCUGUGAAAAACAACCCUGAGGAUGCUGCUAAGGUACCAAAAGGGAACCCGUAUCACAGUGCAACUUCUGGAGAAAUGGCCAUAUAUCGUGCAAACAGUCUCAUCCUUAAAAAGGCUGGUGUCCAAGUGGAGGAUGCAGUGCAGCAGGUUUUCAAUGGGCAAGAGGUGGAAGUGUGGCCACGUGUUACCUGGAAUCCUAAAUGGGGGCUGACUUUCUCUGAUAUCAAAAGCAAAGUUAGUGGAAGUUGCUCCAUUUCUCAAACGUCUACCAUGGCCCUUAAGGGCCGUGAUAUCUUUCUUGAAGAUCUAUCCUUGGAUGGAGCUCUUAUCGUUGACUCUGUUGAUGGUGCAGAGGUAAAAGUAGGAGGAUCAAUACAGAACAAGGGCUGGCUUCUUGAGAGCAUUGACUACAAAGAUACAGCAAUACCAGAGCAACUGAGGAUCAGGGGUUUCAAAAUCAACAAAAUUGAGCAAUUGGAGAAAACUUACGGUGAACCAGGAAAGUAUAGCUUAAAGCCAUGAAGUUGAACAUAAGCAGAGACACAACAAUUCUUUUUUUUUUUUUGUUGCUUUUUUGUGAUUUGGUAAUCACUAGUUGGUUCAUAGCAGGAAUAAAUCUCUUUCCUUCAGUAACUUGUAUUAUUAUCAAAGCUAGUUGGUUUAGUAAGUAAUGUUCUUGGAAAUAAUGAGUUAAGAGGUGGUGAGAUUUUGUAUGAUAUAUUAUUACCUCGCCAUCAUUCAAACCUUCCCUAUUUCUCAACUCUUCGAUGUUUUUAUUCUGGAAUAAAAUUUUCUUGACAUUUGAACAA
Molecule: messenger RNA, 2305 nt
Organism: Theobroma umbraticum
Lineage: Eukaryota; Viridiplantae; Streptophyta; Magnoliopsida; Malvales; Malvaceae
Gene: USP
Product: UDP-sugar pyrophosphorylase
Biological process (GO): UDP-N-acetylglucosamine biosynthetic process
Molecular function (GO): UDP-N-acetylglucosamine diphosphorylase activity
Source: RefSeq, a predicted model, not a curated record